AGACGAAGAUUGCCGAGGUUUAGCCGCUUUUGACCGCCCGGAAUCCUGGAUGGAGAUGACCCCGCGAUCAAUCAGCCUUCCCUCUAACAAAACUUCUUACCAACUUUACCGUGUUGCGCAAAUUUAGAAUAUUUGGAAUCCACAAUAUCUGCACUUUUUUUUUCUCUCCAGCACAAGAUACCCAACAAUUCAAGAUGGCUGCUCAAGGUGCAAAAGUACCAAGAAACUUUAGAUUGCUAGAGGAGCUAGAGAAGGGCGAAAAGGGCCUUGGAGCUGGUGAGUUGGAUAUCAGCAAGCAGUAAAGUUUGACAAGCUCUAAUGAUCUUCGUCACUCAAAGACGCUUGCUCUUAUGGUCUUACCGACGGCGACGACUUAUACAUGUCCAACUGGAAUGGCACAAUCCUCGGCCCCCCACACGUAUGUUUCUUCUCGCACCUAUUGUAUAUUUUGUUUUUAAACUAACAAAGGAUACUAAUAGAGCGUCCACGAGAAUCGCAUCUAUUCUCUCACCAUGCACUGCGGAGAGGACUACCCUGAUGUCCCACCCACUAUAAGAUUUACCAAUAAAAUCAACCUUCCUGGUGUGCAGGAUGAUGGCAAGGUUGUUACAUUAUGUAGAUGGUUAUAGGAAUAUACGGAGCUGACUGAUGCUCUAGGUCGACCCUUCAAAGAUUGCGUGCCUUGCGAAUUGGCAACGCCACAAUACAAUGGAAACUGUCUUGAUUGAGUUGAGAAGGUAAGCUACGCAGUCUACACUCUCAUCGCGGGGACAGAAGCUUACCUUAUUCAGAUAUAUGGCAUCUCCAGCCAACAAAAAGCUUCCUCAACCCCAAGAGGGUUCUACGUACGAUUAGAUACCACUUACAUCUCUGGACGGUUCAUGACACGAACAUACCUCGAGAUCACAAGGCUCACUGGGUCGAGGAGAGAUUGGUGAUGCAUAUGACUUUCUUUAUGUUGACACGGGGGCAUCAGCGCGGCGAAACUGGUUUUCUAUCCUGGCUAUGGUGUUUCUGAAUGAGAAAGGAACGAAUGAAGCAAGCGAUGAUGAUUCUUGCAAGAAAUACAAUGACUUGU
This is a messenger RNA of Sclerotinia trifoliorum, 1078 nucleotides long. NCBI's taxonomy places the organism in Eukaryota, Fungi, Ascomycota, Leotiomycetes, Helotiales, Sclerotiniaceae. The record is from the annotation of a GenBank genome assembly.